AUGAAGAAUCUAUUGCUUAUAUUAUUACUUGUCACCUUCAUCAAUUCUUGGCUUAGUGAAGCAUCCUCCGCACCUGAACCAGUGUUAGACAUAAAUGGCAAAAUCCUCCGAACACACACAACGUAUUACAUAGUGCCAACAAAUCGCGAAAAUGGCGGUCUCUCUGUAGAAACCAUCGGCAAUGAGACAUGUCAACUUGGCGUUGUAAAAGAAAAAUACGACAAAAAUGGUGAUAUUUUAGAAUUUAUCCCGCUGGAUAAAAAGAAAGGUAUAAUACGUGUAUCGACUGAUUUAAAUGUUGCGAUUUUCAGCACGUACGAAUGUCGUCAAUCGACAGUGUGGCAACUUGAGGAGUAUGAUCCAUCGACAGGGAAGUAUUUUGUUAACGUUGGUGGAGUUGAUGGGAAUCCUGGUUCUAAAACAAUAAGGAAUUGGUUCAAAAUUGAGAAGUAUGGACAUGGUUACAAAUUUGUUUAUUGUCCUUCAGUGUGCACUUACUGCAAAGUCAUUUGCAAAGAUGUUGGAGUUUAUAUGAUCAACGAACAAAAUCGUUUAGCACUCAACGAUGUUCCUCUCGUGUUCAACUUCAAAAGAGAAUUCAAUUCUUGA
Solanum verrucosum is the source of this 609-nucleotide messenger RNA. RefSeq names its product miraculin-like. The coding region runs from base 1 to 609 and encodes 202 amino acids. NCBI's taxonomy places the organism in Eukaryota, Viridiplantae, Streptophyta, Magnoliopsida, Solanales, Solanaceae. The transcript has a single exon. The record is from RefSeq and is a predicted model, not a curated record. Gene Ontology annotation, molecular function: endopeptidase inhibitor activity.